Molecule: messenger RNA, 3150 nt
Organism: Suricata suricatta (meerkat)
Lineage: Eukaryota; Metazoa; Chordata; Mammalia; Carnivora; Herpestidae
Gene: WNT7A
Product: Wnt family member 7A
Exons: 4
Coding region: 106-1155 (349 amino acids)
Biological process (GO): multicellular organism development; neuron differentiation; canonical Wnt signaling pathway
Cellular component (GO): extracellular region
Molecular function (GO): cytokine activity; frizzled binding
Source: RefSeq, a predicted model, not a curated record
CGCCUCGGCCCGCGCCUCCCGGGCAGGCUAUGUUGAUAGUCCCGCCGGGGCCGGCCCGCGGGAUUAGCACAGCCCGGGCCGCGGCCCCGGCGGCCAGCGGGGACUAUGAAUCGGAAAGCGCGGCGCUGCCUGGGCCACCUCUUUCUCAGCCUGGGCAUGGUCUACCUCCGGAUCGGCGGCUUCUCCUCGGUGGUAGCUCUGGGCGCGAGCAUCAUCUGUAACAAGAUCCCAGGCCUGGCUCCCAGACAGCGGGCGAUCUGCCAGAGCCGCCCCGACGCCAUCAUCGUCAUAGGAGAAGGCUCACAAAUGGGCCUGGACGAGUGUCAGUUUCAGUUCCGCAAUGGCCGCUGGAACUGCUCCGCACUGGGGGAGCGCACCGUCUUCGGAAAGGAGCUCAAAGUGGGGAGCCGGGAGGCUGCCUUCACGUACGCUAUCAUUGCCGCCGGCGUGGCCCACGCCAUCACCGCUGCCUGUACCCAAGGCAACCUGAGUGACUGCGGCUGCGACAAGGAGAAGCAAGGCCAGUACCACCGGGACGAGGGCUGGAAGUGGGGUGGCUGCUCUGCCGACAUCCGCUACGGCAUCGGCUUCGCCAAGGUCUUUGUGGAUGCCCGGGAGAUCAAGCAGAAUGCCCGCACUCUCAUGAACUUACACAAUAACGAGGCAGGCCGAAAGAUCCUGGAGGAGAAUAUGAAGCUGGAGUGCAAGUGCCACGGGGUGUCGGGCUCGUGCACCACCAAGACGUGCUGGACCACGCUGCCACAGUUCCGGGAGCUGGGCUACGUGCUCAAGGACAAGUACAAUGAGGCCGUUCACGUGGAGCCGGUGCGCGCCAGCCGCAACAAGCGGCCCACCUUCCUCAAGAUCAAGAAGCCGCUGUCUUACCGCAAGCCCAUGGACACAGACCUGGUGUACAUCGAGAAGUCACCCAACUACUGCGAGGAGGACCCGGUGACGGGAAGCGUGGGCACGCAGGGCCGCGCCUGCAACAAGACGGCCCCACAGGCCAGCGGCUGCGACCUCAUGUGCUGCGGCCGCGGCUACAACACCCACCAGUACGCCCGCGUGUGGCAGUGUAACUGCAAGUUCCAUUGGUGCUGCUACGUGAAGUGCAACACCUGCAGCGAGCGCACCGAGGUGUACACUUGCAAGUGAGCCCGGGACUCGCUGCGCCGCCCUCUCCAGCUGCAAGUCAGACGGCAGGGAGGACUGGACAGCUUCCAAGCUGCAAUCACCCUGGUGGGUCUCUCCCCGGAUCUGCACGGGGGACCGCAGGAACGCUGCGCUUGUCUUUUUCUGCUGUAGGGACACGUCUCCUGGGGUUUCUGGUGGGCGCCUGUAGGAAAGAUUUCUCCAGAGCCCUUGACCGUUCUCUUCCUCACCCGCUGCUGCACCACCCAACCCCAGACACCGCCAGGGGCCCUCCUUGGCCUGAGGAGCAGAGCCUUUUCGCACCAGGAACCCUGGACCCUUGGGCCCCAACAUAGCAAUAUUUAACAAUUUAUUCUGAUAAAAAAUAAUAUUAAUUUAUUUAAUUAAAAAGAAUCCUUCCACCUCGUCAGGAUCCGUUUUCUGCAAUCAAAGUGGACUGCCUGCUUUCCUUGCGGGAUAAUUGUGUCACUAGGGCACGGAGCCGAGUAGGACUGUACAUAAUUAUUCUUUAUGCAGAUAUUUCUACUAGUCAGUUUUGCAAGUACGCCCUUGCAGCACUAGAUGUUUAAGAGCAGAUGUCCUUUAUACAUAUAGAGAUAUAUAUACACACACAUUUAUAUUUUUUUGCUGUUUGCUGCUACUUAUCCAGAAAUCUAAGCUGGUCCAGAUUUAGAGACGUUUCCCAUCCUUGAGUCCUUCCCAGCUCACACUGAACACCAGUAGAAAAAUCCAGUUUGGAAUUUGGAGAGAGAGGAAAGAUAAUAAUAAAACUCCCAGCACUUUCCAUCUUUUGGGAAGUGAGCCACUGGAUAAGAGAAUAUUUUGUAAGAGACUAUUUUUAUAUGAAUAUUUUAUUUAUAUCAAGUCUGCCUGUAUCAUUCCAUGGCCUGUGCUUCUUCUCAAUUCCGGUCCUCUCUUUGGGGUAAGGAGGAGCGAGGCCUGGUCCCCAUGGAGACCCUCCCCGAGCUGGGUUCUUGAGUUCUGUUGGCCAAGUGGGCAAAAGCGGUCCCUGGGUGCCUGGACUGAAGUGUCCUGGGUGACACCUGGGAAAGGAUUCAAUGACCCCCCCCCCGGCAGCACCCCCACCCCCAGCCUCAGCCUGUUAGGCUCGGGCCUUUUUGAGCAGGGGCCCUGAGCAGUGACCUCAUGACGAGCCAUGUGGCAGGCACGGCGGAGCCCUGGGUGACCAGCACAGGGCUCAGUCGUCGCCACUCAACAGAAACCAGCUCAGGGAGGCUGUUCCUCACCAGGGUGCCCCUGCCACUGCCUUGUGUUUCUAGAGGUGAGGCUCUGUCCUCAGUUACAGGGCAGAAAACCUGGGGUGAGGGGUCCCAUGGACGGCAGGGCUCAGCAGGGCUUCCUGUGGAUGUCACAGUCCCUGGGCAGAUGGGCAGAGAAGUGUAGACAAGGACAAGUGUAGACUCUCUGCUCUGGGUCCUCACACAUCCAGUGCCUCUCGACCCAGAAAGCUCUCCCCCAAGAGGCCAUGGGUGUUCUAAUCUGUGUCCGUUUGCAUUUCCGUGUGCACGCUUGUGUGUGUGUGUGUGUGUGUAGGACCUUCAGGAGUCUUGGGGUUGCCAUGUGACUUUGUACCUCCAAGCACCUCUGGGGUCCUAAUGUGCACUCCCACGUUCAUCCAGCUACGUGUGUGUCUCUCUCCACGUGCCUGAGAGAUUCAGGGUGGUGUGUGCAUGUGGGUGUGUGGCCAUGCAUCUGCAGGUCCCCAGGUGUCUCUGCUUGCGGGUGACGUGUGGUGUGAGGCAGACCACAGGGACCUUUGGCAAUUGUGUUGAGCCAUCAGGGGAGGGCACCUCUGGACUCUGUGCCCACAGACACUGGCGAAACUCAGAUACCUCUGAGACCACAGCCUGAUGGCCCCAUGCACUGGGCGCCCCCCGGUGUCUAGGUUGUGUUGGACUCCCCAAUGUCGGUGCUGGGCCUGGAUCACAGCAUGGACAAAUAAAAUGGCUAAAUGGUUGGUUGAUUUCUUCCCUUGGA